Molecule: messenger RNA, 1295 nt
Organism: Dromiciops gliroides (monito del monte)
Lineage: Eukaryota; Metazoa; Chordata; Mammalia; Microbiotheria; Microbiotheriidae
Gene: NUDT22
Product: nudix hydrolase 22
Exons: 5
Coding region: 1-873 (290 amino acids)
Molecular function (GO): GDP-mannose hydrolase activity
Source: RefSeq, a predicted model, not a curated record
AUGGAUCCCGAGGUCUCCUUGCUGGUGCAGUGCCCGCUGGGUGGGCUUCCUGAGGAACAGGUGCGAGCAGAGUUGAGCCCAGCCUAUGACCGGCGCCCACUGCCCGGAGGAGAGGACUCCAUCAUUGCUGCUUGGAAUGCCCGCCGGCAGGCCCAGCCCUGGCUCUUCAAUGCUCCCAAGUUCCGACUGCACUCCGCAGCCUUGGGGCCCCUGGACCCCGGCGGACCCUGUCUGACGCUGCGAAUGGGCCUCACCUCCUACCAGGAUUUCCUGGGCACCAACUGGGCUGGUUCAGCAGGCAGGCUGCGGUGCCAGGGGAAAGCUGACUGGGGAGAUGCCCAGGCUUAUUUGGCAGACCCCCUGGGAGUGGGUGCCAUGCUAGGCACUGCAGAUGGCUUCCUGGUCUUUCUACGACGGUCUCUGAGGGUGGCUGAGGCCCCUGGGUUGAUAGAUGUGCCAGGGGGGCACCCUGAGCCUCAGGCCCUGUUCCCUGGGGACACGCCCCGGCAUGAGGAUCUACCUGAGGACCUGGUGGUUCGGGAGCUGUUCUCCUCCAUCCUGCAGGAGAUCCGGGAUGAGGUCAAUCUGCCCUUUUCUACUUUGAGCCGCCCCCUCCUUCUGGGCAUUGCCCGAAACGAGACCAGUGCAGGAAGGGCCAGUGCUGAAUUCUACGUCAGCUGUAACCUGACCUCUGAGCAGGUGAGGACGCUCUACAUGACUGGAGGGCUGGAAGCCCAUGAGUCCACUGGCAUCAUCUUCAUGGAAACGCAGUCCGUCUUUCUGCCCAGAGAGUGCAACGCCUGCAGGAGGAGCCCGAAGCCUGGGGCGAGCUCUGCCCCUCAGCCAAGGGCGCCAUUUUGCUCUACAACCUAGCCCAGGCCGGGGUGGCCUGAGGGCAGCCCCUACCUCCUGGGGUCCUGCACCCCUUCCUCAGCUCCCCUCCACCUUUCCCUCCCGGGCUGUAUGGACGAUAAAGGAUUUAUUCUUGGAGCCGUGGUGUCCACUCUGUCUUGUUUGGGGACUGUGCCUAGGUUUCUCCCAGCCCAGCCCUACAAAGAGGCGUGAAUUCACUGUGUGACCCCAGUCUUCCCCAUCUGCUGGAAUUUAGGAGUUGGAAGGGGCCUUGAAAACACCCAGUCCAGGGAUUCUUAGCCUUUGUUGUGUUCCGGACCCCUUGGAGCACCUGGUGAACCCCCAGAAUCCUCCUUGGCAUAGUUUUUUGAUGCAUAGAAGACAGAAUUAUAAGGAACAACUUCUAUUGACAUAUUAUCAAACUAUUAAAAAAAAACUAACCU